Molecule: messenger RNA, 973 nt
Organism: Hyphopichia burtonii NRRL Y-1933
Lineage: Eukaryota; Fungi; Ascomycota; Pichiomycetes; Serinales; Debaryomycetaceae
Exons: 1
Coding region: 175-915 (246 amino acids)
Biological process (GO): cytoplasmic microtubule organization
Cellular component (GO): cytoplasm; nucleus; microtubule plus-end
Molecular function (GO): microtubule plus-end binding
Source: RefSeq, a predicted model, not a curated record
UAAUAUGUAUCUAUUAAUGAAGUUUAAUAUAUAUCUAUUAAUGAAGUCUGUUAAUGAAGUCGAAACAACCUGGUAAUGAAGUGAGUUUCCAUUUUUUUUUCUUUUGAGGGUUUUUCAAUUUUUGGUGAAGAACACACGAAUACUCGAAAACAUCAACUACUUGUUUAUUCAAGAAUGAGUGAUAUUAGCGUAUAUAUCACGUCUGAUUUGACUUCCUCAGAGAGGAGGAUCAGCCCCCAGUGGGACUUGCACUACUUGAAAACCAAAUUGGAGUUGAUUACCGGGAUUGUGCCCAAAGAUCAAAUCAUCCAGCAUUACCCAAUUGCAUCAUCAGAUGAAAAGAGAAUCAUUUCCAGUAACGAAAAGUAUUCGAAGGAGCAGGACGAGCAGAUCAGAGUGGCGCAGUUUGAGAUAGGGCCGUACAGUCGACUUCACGUCAUUGACACCAAUCCCGAUUCUCAAUUGCAAGGAUUAGAAGAAGAACAAGUGGAAGGAUUCAAACUAUCGGAGGAAGAGUACGCCAAAAAAUCCAAUACCGUAUUAAGAUGGAAAAAGGAUAACCAAUUGGGUAGAUUUGACCCCCAAUUUGAAGCUGAAAAGCAAAAAAAAUUACAAGAAAACUUGAAAAUUUCAGAAAAUAUCAAGGUGGGUGACCGAUGCAGGGUCAUCAACAUCCAGGGCCAGAGAUUGGGGACCGUCAAGUACGUUGGGGAGAUCAAACUGCUCGACUCGGACGGGAAUAUCUGGGUUGGGGUUGAAUUCGACGAACCGUUGGGCCGUAAUGACGGUCUGAUCGACGGCACCAAAUACUUUGACGCCAGACACAACCACGGUAGCUUCUUGAAACCAAAACAGGUGGAAGUCGGCGACUUCCCUGAGGAAGACCCCUUUGCCAGUGACGAUGACGAAUUGUAGCUUGUUUAGCAGAAUAGCUAGUAAUACAUUUUUGCAGUAAACCAAAACCCAGCGCCCG